AUGUCAACGAAGUGCACCACUCUGGCUGUGCUGGUUGGGGCCCAUGCAUUAAUCUUCGAGAAUUCUGCGGACAUCCAAGUCUUCACUGCGAAUAAAUGCGCGGAUAUCGUGGAUAAGGCCAACACUUCUGGCCACGUGACGGAAGAGUCCAGUGUGUCAGUUUGCCGCAAGCAUUUGCAAAGUAAAGAAACAUGCGGUCUUCUUGGCGAGAUGCUGGCUUUGGCACAGAUGCGGGAUGAUUUCAACAAGUCCAGCUUUUGCGAAACGAUGAGCUCUGCUCACGCCUGCUCUGCGGCCAUGGAGGAUUUCCUGUCCUCCGACGCGGUGGCCGACCUUGCCUUCGGCCACUGCCUGCGAAGCCACCGGCUGAGGCAAGCAAAGAUGGAAGCUGCGGUGGGCAACUAUUGCCUGCGCUUUCAAAGUGUUCUCACUGCCGCGGUGAAAGCAUCUGACACCAUUGACACGCUUCGUGAGUGCUACAUGAUGGAGCUGGAGCGGAGCUCGUCGCACAAGUCACCUGCACAAGGGGUCGCGGCCAAGGUCGCGCAGGUAACUCAGAUUCCGCAGCAAGUUCCAGCUCCGCAGUCCCAGGAGGAUGCCAAGCCCCAAGCGGCUGAUGUCCCAGCGCUGUUCUGCCGGAAGAUUCUUUCGGAACUAAACUAUGUCAGACGAUGCGUUUGA
This is a messenger RNA of Symbiodinium necroappetens, 681 nucleotides long. NCBI's taxonomy places the organism in Eukaryota, Dinophyceae, Suessiales, Symbiodiniaceae. The record is from the annotation of a GenBank genome assembly.